UCACAGAUUUUAUCCUGAUGGCUGACUCAAAACCAUUCCCGGCCCUUGAUGGGGACCCUGAGACUGCGGAAACCUUACUCCGGGCUGUGUUUGGGAUUGUCAUGGAUGAGGCCGUUCGCAAAGGGACCAGUGCCUCUGAGAAGGUCUGUGAGUGGAAGGAGCCGGAGGAGCUGAAACAGCUGCUGGAUUUAGAGCUGCGGGACCAGGGGGAGUCGCAGGAGCAGAUCCUGGAGCGGUGCCGGGCUGUGAUUCGCUACAGUGUCAAGACCGGUCAUCCUCGGUUCUUCAACCAGCUCUUCUCCGGGUUGGACGCCCAUGCCCUGGCCGGGCGCGUCAUCACCGAGAGCCUCAACACCAGCCAGUACACAUAUGAGAUCGCCCCCGUGUUUGUGCUCAUGGAGGAGGAGGUGCUGAAGACACUCCGGGCCCUGGUGGGCUGGCGCUCUGGGGAUGGGGUCUUCUGCCCUGGUGGCUCCAUCUCCAACAUGUAUGCCAUAAACCUGGCCCGCUAUCAGCGCUACCCGGAUUGCAAGCAGAGGGGCCUCUGGGCACUGCCGCCCCUGGCCCUCUUCACAUCACAGGAGUGUCACUACUCCAUCAAAAAGGGAGCUGCUUUCCUGGGACUUGGCACCGACAGUGUCCGAGUGGUCAAGGCUGACGAGAGAGGGAAAAUGGUCCCCAAGGAUCUGGAGAGGCAGAUCAAGAUGGCCGAGGCCGAGGGUGCUGUGCCGUUCCUGGUCAGUGCCACCUCUGGAACCACCGUGCUGGGGGCCUUUGACCCUCUGGAGGCAAUUGCUGACGUGUGCCAGCGUCACGGGCUAUGGCUGCAUGUGGAUGCCGCCUGGGGUGGGAGCGUCCUGCUGUCACAGACACACAGGCAUCUCCUGGAUGGGAUCCAGAGGGCUGACUCUGUGGCCUGGAAUCCCCACAAACUCCUCGCGGCGGGCCUGCAAUGCUCUGCGCUCCUUCUCCGGGACACCUCGAACUUGCUGAAGCACUGCCACGGCUCCCAGGCCAGCUACCUUUUCCAGCAGGACAAGUUCUACGACGUGGCUCUGGACACGGGAGACAAGGUGGUGCAGUGUGGCCGCCGCGUGGACUGUCUGAAGCUGUGGCUCAUGUGGAAGGCGCAGGGCGGGCAAGGGCUGGAGCGGCGCGUCAACCGGGCCUUCGCCCUUGCCCAGUACCUGGUGGAGGAAGUGAAGAAGCGGGAGGGAUUUGAGUUGGUCAUGGAGCCUGAGUUUGUCAACGUGUGUUUCUGGUUCGUGCCUCCCAGCCUUCGGGGGAAGCAGGAGAGUCCAGAUUACAGCCAAAGGCUGUACAAGGUGGCCCCCGUGCUCAAGGAGCGCAUGGUGAAGGAGGGCUCCAUGAUGAUUGGCUACCAGCCCCACGGCACCCGGGGCAACUUCUUCCGCAUGGUGGUGGCCAACCCCGCACUGACCCGUACUGACAUGGACUUCCUCCUCAACGAGCUGGAGCGGCUGGGCCAGGACCUGUGAGC
This is a messenger RNA of Carlito syrichta (Philippine tarsier), 1501 nucleotides long. RefSeq names its product cysteine sulfinic acid decarboxylase (gene CSAD). Gene Ontology annotation, biological process: carboxylic acid metabolic process. NCBI's taxonomy places the organism in Eukaryota, Metazoa, Chordata, Mammalia, Primates, Tarsiidae. The transcript is spliced from 14 exons. The record is from RefSeq and is a predicted model, not a curated record. Bases 18 to 1499 code for a protein of 493 amino acids. Gene Ontology annotation, molecular function: pyridoxal phosphate binding; sulfinoalanine decarboxylase activity. Gene Ontology annotation, cellular component: cytoplasm.